This is a messenger RNA of Micropterus salmoides (largemouth bass), 1188 nucleotides long. RefSeq names its product retinoic acid receptor responder 3-like (gene rarres3l). The record is from RefSeq and is a predicted model, not a curated record. Gene Ontology annotation, molecular function: glycerophospholipid phospholipase A1 activity; A2-type glycerophospholipase activity. Gene Ontology annotation, cellular component: cytoplasm. Gene Ontology annotation, biological process: N-acylphosphatidylethanolamine metabolic process. NCBI's taxonomy places the organism in Eukaryota, Metazoa, Chordata, Actinopteri, Centrarchiformes, Centrarchidae.
UUCACUUGGCACCACCCUCCGAGGUCGCGGGUGCAGGCGCCAGCAGUGUGAUGUCUGUCCUGACUGAGAAAGCCAUUGUGAAGAAAGAGGAGCUGUGGGACAUGGUGGGCACCGACCAGUGGAAAAUCAACAACAGCCUGGACGAGAAGUACGAGCCCCGCCCAGUCCACGUCAUUUUGAGAGAGGCCCGUGCGCUGGUGGGCAAGGAGCUGCCGUACUGCAUCUUCAGGGGGAACUGUGAGCACUUCGCAAACGAGCUCCGCUACGGAAAAGCAGAGUCCCGGCAGGUGCGUAAGGCCGGAGAAGUAGCCAUGGUCGCGGGUUUGGCUACAGUGGUGGGUCUGGGUUUUGUAGCUCUGGCAGGAGCUCUGUUUGGAGGCAGCAAAAAAGAAAACAAGAACACACAGUGAUGGAAGUCCCGGGUCACCUGUGCAGGGGCUUGAUUAACAGAUCACCAGCAAUGCCUAAGGGUAGUUAACAUGAUCGCUCAUAGAAAACACUUAAUAUACAUGCAAGCUUCUGUGAUUUAGAGAGAAGUUUGGCUGAUUUUUAUCUUUUCUGCUCAAAGUAAUCACCAUAUCUCUCUCAUACCACCUUUUGGUUUCAAUAACAAUGCAAAUUGGCUGGUUUGGUAUCAUGGCCCUGACUUUUUAACAUUUCUACAGACAGCACAUAGAAGCACAAAAGAAAAUGUUCAUUAAUUAAGGUGUCAAGAUAAAAUCUGUUUAAAUGUUUUAAUAUGGAGUUUUUGAAGAUAACUAUAGAUUUUUAUUGGAUUGUGAGGGAUGUGAGAUUCACAAGGUUAGGGGAUCUUUUCUAUAUAAAACAAAGUUUGCUGGUAGCUGCAAAUGAAGAAAUAAUGUUUGCUACUUGAAUCGAAUUUAAACGGCUCUGAAGUCUAAAUGGUGAUUCUUGUUAGCCAAUACAUUAAUAAGCUGUCCAACAAUAAGUUUACAUGAUUAAAAUAAGCAAAUAUGAUAUUCUGCUUAUAUCUCACAGAAAAGUAAUGUAAUGAAAUGUUAUAGUACCUUAUGAACUGUAGGUCGUUGGCGGAAAGGAGACGUGGACUGAAUUAAACACUCCUGCUUUCUUAUUUUAUCUCGGAGUUCUCAAUUUAACUGGAAUUUAAGGUUUUAUCUUAAAUUUAUUUGUAAAUGUUUUGAAUAAAGAAUUAUUUGUGUGAUUAUG